UUUGCUCAGGUAAUUAUUCUGUUCUUAAGUGUCUCCGCCACUUUAGCUGAAGAAAAGAAGACCACAAAACGUGGUGUCUUUGGAGAAUCUCUCGGCUGGGGUGCGGGAGGCACAGGACAAGGUUACGGAUCCGGAUCAGGAUGGAACUUAGGUCAUGGUAACAAUGGAGGAAGUAUUUCCUUAGGCUCCGGUCUUGGUUCGGGAUUAAACUCUGGAAUCGGUUCUGGAUUUGGCUCAGGCAUCGGUUCUGGAUUAGGCUCCGGAAUCGGUUCUGGAUUUGGUUCUGGACUUGGCUCUGGUAUCGGUUCUGGAUUAGGCUCCGGAAUCGGUUCUGGAUUUGGUUCUGGACUUGGCUCUGGUUCAACAAACAUUGGAUCUGGCAUUGUUAAUGGAGCAAUCGAUUUGGGCUCUUCUGUCUCAAAUCACGUUACUGUAACUAAACAAGUAGGGAUUCCAGUUCCACAGCCUUACCCCGUUACUGUUGAAAGGAAAGUACCAGUUCCAGUACCUCAUCCAGUACCGGUUCCAGUAGAUCGUCCGUACCCAGUCCACGUACCAAAACCUUACCCAGUUACUGUUGAGAAACGUAUUCCAGUAACGAUUGAGAAACACGUACCAGUACCUGUUAAAGUACCAGUUAAAGUACCCGUACCAGUGCCAUAUAAAGUAGCAGUACCGCAACCUUACCCAGUACACAUCACCAAACAUGUACCAGUUCCCGUACAUACACCUGUUAUAGUUAAAAAACCAGUACCGGUUUUAGUGAAUAAUGGAUGGAAUGGUGGUUCAUCUGGAUGGUCCGGUUCCUCCGGUUGGUCUGGCUCGUUAGGAGGAUAUGGCUCUCCAGGAUGGUCUGGUAAUAAGGGAUGGUCUGGUUCUUCAUGGUAA
Diorhabda carinulata is the source of this 888-nucleotide messenger RNA. RefSeq lists its product as uncharacterized. The transcript has 3 exons. NCBI's taxonomy places the organism in Eukaryota, Metazoa, Arthropoda, Insecta, Coleoptera, Chrysomelidae. The record is from RefSeq and is a predicted model, not a curated record. The annotation marks the transcript as partial.